Myotis brandtii (Brandt's bat) is the source of this 1403-nucleotide messenger RNA. RefSeq names its product integral membrane protein 2C (gene ITM2C). The transcript is spliced from 5 exons. Gene Ontology annotation, molecular function: amyloid-beta binding. Gene Ontology annotation, biological process: negative regulation of amyloid precursor protein biosynthetic process. Gene Ontology annotation, cellular component: plasma membrane; Golgi apparatus; extracellular exosome. The record is from RefSeq and is a predicted model, not a curated record. The coding region runs from base 120 to 737 and encodes 205 amino acids. Lineage: Eukaryota; Metazoa; Chordata; Mammalia; Chiroptera; Vespertilionidae.
GGAUUCCAGGGUUCAGGACCCCCACCUAACUGACCCUGCACUGCUGUCUGCAGGAGGAGCGGCCCCCCUACCACCGCCACAAGAAGGGGGGCUCCGUGGGCAGCGUGUGCUACCUGUCGAUGGGCAUGGUGGUGCUGCUCAUGGGCCUGGUGUUCGCCUCCGUCUACAUCUACAGAUACUUCUUUCUCGCUCAGCUGGCCCGAGACAACUUCUUCCACUGCGGCGUCUUCUACGAGGACUCCCUGUCCUCCCAGGCCCGCACGCGGAUGGAGCUGGAGGAGGACGUGAAGAUUUACCUCGAAGAUAACUACGAGCGCAUCAACGUGCCGGUGCCCCAGUUUGGUGGCGGCGACCCUGCAGACAUCAUCCACGACUUCCAGCGGGGUCUGACCGCCUACCAUGACAUCUCCCUGGACAAGUGCUAUGUCAUCGAGCUCAACACCACCAUCGUGCUGCCCCCUCGCAACUUCUGGGAGCUCCUCAUGAACGUGAAGAGAGGUACCUACCUGCCACAGACGUACAUCAUCCAGGAGGAGAUGGUGGUCACAGAGCACGUCAACGACAAGGAGACCCUGGGCUCCUUCAUCUACCACCUGUGCAACGGGAAGGACACCUACCGGCUGCGGCGCCGGGCAACGCGGAGACGAAUCAACAAGCGUGGGGCCAAGAACUGCAACGCCAUCCGCCACUUCGAGAACACCUUCGUGGUGGAGACGCUCAUCUGCGGGGUGGUGUGAAGGCCUCCCCGCCCUCCCGGUCCCACCCCUGCCUCUCCUCUUUUCUCUUCCUGUCACUCUCUGGCCUUCCUUCUUCCCCUCUCUUAGCUUGUACUUUGGACGCCAUUCCAUAGAUGUGACGUGCCCCCCCCCCCCUUCCCAUCAAGCCCUGCCCUCUCCCUGUCCCAGAACCAUGACCUCUCAAGGCCCCCACCUCCGCUGACGUCCCGGGCCUGGGGGACAGAGAGGGCGCCCUGAAAUGGUGUCUGUGACCACCAUCUUAAAGUGGGGUCCUCUGGGGAGGACUGGAUGGAGGGGCUGGGCACGUGGGGGUCCUGGGCUAGGGGAUAGGGUGUGGGGAGGGGUGUGGAGUGGGGUUCAGAAAUGUCUGCACAGUUGGGAAAGUCCUGAAGGCUUUUUUCUUGGAUGGCACACUUCCUCCUGUGUCCCAGCUCCCGGGACUGGGCUGAGGAUGGGGGACUGUGCCAGGGAGGGACCCACCAGAGCACAAGGGAAGGUGAUUGUCAGUGCCUUCAGCCCACCAGAGGGAGCCUGGAGCCUGGGGGUGGGACUGAGUUUGUCAAGCACAAUCGUUCUCUGAGUGGAACCAAAGAGGGAGGAGCCAGGGCCCCCAGCACUGGCCCCCCAGGAGCAUGGUAGGGUCCCACAGCCAGAGCCACGCUGGAA